Messenger RNA from Filobasidium floriforme, 1933 nucleotides. Its product is annotated as MOSC N-terminal beta barrel domain-containing protein. The transcript is spliced from 7 exons. The coding region runs from base 254 to 1744 and encodes 496 amino acids. Gene Ontology annotation, molecular function: molybdenum ion binding; catalytic activity; pyridoxal phosphate binding. NCBI's taxonomy places the organism in Eukaryota, Fungi, Basidiomycota, Tremellomycetes, Filobasidiales, Filobasidiaceae. The record is from RefSeq and is a predicted model, not a curated record.
CUCGACGACGAUACAAGUACCCUUCUUGACUUUCGGCUUUACCCGAAAAAGGUCGAGAAGAGGGUCGAGUCAAGAAACUUUUCAUAUUCAUCUCGAUGAUACAUCGACUCCCUGAGACUAUCAGCUAUCGUUGUUCAUACUGGCUACUGGCUAUCCCUAGAUCCGCAACGUCCUAGCUCCAACCUACUUGCCCCACUCACGCUGCUCCCGAUCUAUAAACCAACCCGAAUUAAAGGACGAACGGACAGGGAAAAUGUCCUGGCUCUUAUCUCCCACUUUGGAAUCUCUCUUUUCCCGUUCCUCCUCCUCAUCUUCUUCUUCAGUACCUACCCUCCUCUCGCCCGAACGCUCACGCUCAGUUGAAUCGGAAGGAGAUGCGCCGUUGACCCCGUUUGAACGGGAGUAUGGGGUACCGGACUUGCCAGGCGGGUGGCCUGGAUUCGAUCUCAAGGUCAAAGAUCUCACCGCGAAAUCCCUUAUGGAUACGGCAAACGGAGUCGAGGUGGGGGAAGUGGACGAAGUGGAUGCACAGGAAAGGUCUUCAGAUCCACAGAGGGAAAGUCUCAGGGACAGGGAUAUCAGGGUAACACGGCUCGUCAUUCAUCCGAUCAAGAGUUGUCGCGGGAUCUCCGUGCGAUCGAGUAUACUCACGCCGCAAGGUCUCCAGUAUGACCGGCAAUGGGCCAUCAGGAAUCGAGCGACUGGGCAGUUGGUCACCGCGAGGGAACAGCCUAGGAUGGUCUUGAUCCGCUGUUCGAUCGACGAAAAGAGCAACGAGCUGCGAGUCUCGUUCCCCGUAGAUUCUGGGCUGGAGGGUUUUGUUGUUGGUCUUCGGACGGAGUUGGAGGAGAUGGGUUCUUGGGAAAGGAUACCUUCCAGUAUCAUGCACGGCCAUACACUCCCCCCCGCUUUCCUUCCGCCCGCUCUUCAUUCCCCUGCGGUGUCCCCCUCGGAACAGAUCUCCCGGUUCUUGGGGAUCGACGUUCAGCUGGUCCAGGUCUCGCCUUUCAAGUCGGACGAGCGCGUGUGCGACCCCCCGCCCGGUGAGGGUGAAAAGGCAGAGUGGGAGGAACAGGCGCAGGUAAACAGGGGCAAGAAUGAGGUGGUCACGGGGUUUGCGGAUGGGUAUCCGUUGUUGAUCGCCAACGAGGCCUCGUAUCGAGCGGUAACAGCGUCGAUCCGGGAUUCGGCAUCCGACGACCCCCCUUCUGGGUUGUCCAACCUCGGUCCGACGUUUGAUAAAGCUCGAUGGCGAGAACGGUCGUUUGAUUACCACAGGUUUCGAGCGAACAUCAUCGUCGGGAGCGGGCAGGAUCUGCCUCUGGAGAUGCAGGAUUCGCCCGCGGAGAACAAGAACACUCCGACCGAACCCAAGUCGUCCAAGGGCAACGCCCCACCAUCGGCCUGGGAGGAAGAUACGUGGCGCAAACUCGAAUUCUCAUCCAGCUCCGGUAGCUCGGCCCGCAAAGGUACCCUGAUCUGCACUUCCCGUUGCGGACGAUGUCAACUCCCGAACGUCUGCCCAGACACGGCCGAACCGGACAAGGUCGUCCCGUUCAAGGUGAUCUCCAAGUAUCGACGAGUGGAUCCCGCCCAAAAAUAUACCCCUAUCUUUGGUGUCAACGCCAUGUCCGGCGAUCGGUCUGGUAGCCUAGAGAUUCAUGUCGGAGAUUGGGUGAGGGUGGUCACUCGGAAUUCGUGGGGGUCGUUACCUGUCUCGAGCGGGUACAAGCGCGGGGCUUGAUUUCGCCUGAAAGGAGGAUAGUAAUUUUUGGGUUGCGAUAUCAUGGCUUCUCCUUUCUAAUUUCUGAGCAUAUAUCCGUUGUACAUCGGACCACUUUGUGAUCUUUGGUCCAGACAACAAUUAUUGGAACGAGGAAUCUCCCGUAAUCUGGUCCAGCUCCGUACGCAGACCUGACGUCGCCCGAGAUGC